Messenger RNA from Mirounga angustirostris (Northern elephant seal), 2853 nucleotides. It is a transcript of the gene SLC25A10, whose product is annotated as solute carrier family 25 member 10. The record is from RefSeq and is a predicted model, not a curated record. Gene Ontology annotation, molecular function: antiporter activity; sulfate transmembrane transporter activity; malate transmembrane transporter activity. The transcript is spliced from 11 exons. NCBI's taxonomy places the organism in Eukaryota, Metazoa, Chordata, Mammalia, Carnivora, Phocidae. The coding region runs from base 1130 to 1993 and encodes 287 amino acids. Gene Ontology annotation, biological process: oxaloacetate transport; thiosulfate transport; phosphate ion transmembrane transport.
CUCUCACACUUCUCCCUUGGGUGGGGGUGGAGGGCUGCAGUGGCCAAGCUGGGACUGUAAGAUGUAGGUUCUUCCCUGGGGAAGGGGUCUCUGGCUCUGUCUUCUCUGGAUCUGUGUGGCCCUGCUGUAAAGUGGUCCUGGAGAUUCAGAUUUCCACCUUGCCCAGCAGGUGCAUCUCUGGCGUAGGAGCAUACUUGCACCUCCUGUUUGCUGGAUGGUGGAAUGAGAGUGGGGAUCUGCACACAGGUGGCUAUCUCCUGGGGACAGGCAGCCUCCCAGCUGCCACCUCCCAGGAGACUGAACCCCCAUGGCUCAGAACUUCCUGUCUCCUUGUCCUCUUCCAGGAUGGCUGUCUGGUCAGAGCACACCCGAGGCCGGACUUGGCUGGGAGCACCGGAGGGUCGCUAGUCUCCCCGAAUUGUCUUUUGCCCCUAGUUUUUCUGUAAUCUGCAGACUGGCUCCAGGAAGGUUUUCUGCCACCCCCUCCGGAUGCACGUGUCCCAGGGCUGACCCCCAGGGCCUGCGUGGCGAAGCUGGGACACUGGGUGCAAGGUCAGGGCCGCGACUGGGGCUAGGCUGUUUGCAGGAGGCCAGCCUCCGGGAGUGGCAGGGACUGGCCGAGCGCCGAGGCCGCUCCUUGGCGGCGACCUUCGGAGACCUGGCCUAGGCGUGCGGGUGACCCUGGAGCGGCCGGAGCAGGGCGAGGUGGGGGGACGCCAGGUUCCCGGGGGGAGUGGAGCAGGCCACCCAGCAGGCUCCCUGGGGUCGGUGUGGGCCCCCCCGCCACGCCCUAGCCCUUCGGGCACAGAGGCAGGCGGCUCGGCGCUGCCCACUCGGCUCCGCUGCUGGGCCACGGCCGCUUUAAGGCGCGGUCCACCCCCAGCUCGAGGCGGGGUCUAUCUGGCCCCGCCCCUGGCCUGGCCCCGCCCCCAGGGCCGCGCGGGCGCAUUGGCUGCGCCGGGCGCGGGUGGCGGGUGGCGCUUUGAACUCGGCGCGGGCGGCGGUGCGGGCCGGGGUCCGGGGCGAGAGUCGGGGUCCGAUCGGGGCCGGGCGGAGGCCGGGUCCGGGGUGUGGGCAGCAGGAGCUGCAAGCGGGCUGCCGGCGCUCCUGGGCGUCCGCGGUGCGGGCCAUGGCGGCGGAGGCGCGCGUGUCGCGCUGGUACUUCGGGGGACUGGCCUCCUGCGGGGCCGCCUGCUGCACGCACCCGUUGGACCUGCUCAAGGUGCAUCUGCAGACGCAGCAGGAGGUGAAGCUGCGCAUGACGGGCAUGGCCCUGCGGGUGGUGCGCUCCGAUGGCGUCCUGGCACUCUACAACGGCCUCAGUGCCUCCCUGUGCAGACAGAUGACCUACUCCCUGACUCGGUUCGCCAUCUAUGAGACCGUGCGGGACCAUGUGGCCAAGGGCAGUGAGGGGCCCCUGCCCUUCUACAAGAAGGUGCUGCUGGGCUCCAUCAGCGGUUGCAUUGGAGGCUUCGUGGGGACUCCCGCGGAUAUGGUCAAUGUCAGGAUGCAGAAUGACAUGAAGCUGCCCCCGAAUCAGCGCCGCAACUACGCCCACGCCGUGGACGGCUUGUACCGGGUGGCCCGAGAAGAGGGUCUGAAGAAGCUGUUCUCGGGCGCGAGCAUGGCAUCCAGUCGAGGGAUGCUUGUCACCGUGGGCCAGCUGUCCUGCUAUGAUCAGGCCAAGCAGCUGGUCCUCAGCACCGGGUACCUGUCUGAUGGUGUCUUCACUCACUUUGUUGCCAGUUUCAUCGCGGGUGGCUGCGCCACGAUCCUGUGCCAGCCCCUGGACGUGCUGAAGACGCGUCUGAUGAACUCCAAGGGCGAGUAUCAGGGUGUUCUCCACUGCGCAGUAGAGACAGCAAAGCUCGGGCCGCUGGCCUUUUACAAGGGCCUCCUGCCUGCAGGCAUCCGCCUCAUGCCCCACACCGUGCUCACGUUUGUGUUUCUGGAACAGCUCCGCAAACACUUCGGCAUCAAAGUGCUUUCCUGAUGGGCCGGGAGCAGGCUGAGCGCGGCCCCAGUGCCCUCCUCCCUCCUCCUGGGCCCGGACCUCCACCCUGGCCUUCCCUAACAGGCUCCUGCCCACACCCAGCCUACCUGGGCCUGAGCUCAUUCCAGUGACCUCGUCCUCUCCACCUCCUGCCUGCCCACCCCAGGCUCUCCCCACCUGGUAUUCCGGCAGCCCCCCCGCAAACUAAUGACUCAGAGGGGAGGUGUCGGGCCCUGGGUUCAGUUUUCUCUCCUCCCUGAGUAGCUGGUUAACACAAGGUGGGCUGUCCAGGCUUUCUAGAGUCUGGGGCCCUCAGCCCCAUCUUCCAGCCGCUUCCAUUAGGAGUUGGGUGGCCGCGGAGAGGGGUGCAGACCCCCAGCAUGGCUCACCAAACUAGGUGUGUGCAUGUGCCCUUUUGUUUCUGGAGAGGGACCAUAGCUUUUCUGCCAUUCUCAAAGGUAGCUCUGCCCCCGGAGCUCCGGGGCCCUGGGCAGAUGGCACCAUGCAGAAUCAGCCUGCCCGGGAGGGAGGGUGAGCACAUGGCCUGCGGGCACCAGGUCCAGCCAGCCCCCUGCUGCUUCAGCAGGUAGUUUCGCCAAAAGCUCUCAAAGCCACGAGCCGGCUGCCGCUUCAGGGAGCGUGGGGUACGCCCGGCGUCCCCGCCUCCCACAGCUCCCAGGCAGAGGCAGGCUGCAGGGUGUCCUCGGGGGCCCACUCCGUGUGGACGGCGGCAUCCGCCCACAGCCGAGACCCAGAACGCCCGCGCCUGAGGUCUGCCAGAGCAGCCCGUCCCCCCGACCCCAGCAGGGGUGCUCUGCAGGGGUGUUAAUAAAGGACUGUGAAGUGCUCCGCGUCUGGCA